ACCGCACGCCAUCUUGGCUCUACCGCGCCUCUAACACACGAAUCUUGGCCCGCUUUUCCCGGGCCAUUUCGGCUCUGGUCGGACCAGUUUCCUGGACCACAGAGGGAGGAGCCUGGCAUUUCUGGAAGUCGGAGGAACAGCCAGUCAAAGCCAGCCAGCAUCUGAGCCAGCGUAGGAACUGGAGCGACGGUGGACGAAGGGUCGGCUGUGGUGGAGUACGGUUUUAAUCCCGAUAUUCACGAGCGCAGACGGUGUAAGCCACAGAGUUAAGUCGUCGACAUGCACGUGAAGGUCUUCCGUCUGGGCUCGGGAAGCUGAAGCAUAUUGCAGCCCGGUCACAUUACGUGUUCGGUGGGAUAAAGCCAUCUGUGAUACACUGGGUGUGCACGGCGCAAUAACGGCGAGAGCCAACCGGUUAUUCCGUCGACAGCUAGCUCGUAUUAACCCAGCUAGCCAACCAUUUUCCAGAGCCCCGUUAGCUUGCGGUGAAGGGAGCAUCUUGGUCGGUGCGGGAAGUCUCCGUGGAUGCUGUCGAGGGAGUCCUGUAUCUGGCAGUACCCCACAGUAAGAUUCAAACCCGAGGCAUGCACAGAGGGGUGUUUUUCUGCAAACGAGCGAGGAAGUCUCCACGCCCUGGGGUCUGGUCUGUGGUUACUGUUUAGCUAGCUCGCUGGCUAGCCCAGCCUACCGGGGAGAGUAGCUCCAGUGAAGGUGGGGCCGCGGAGUGACAGCCUUUGGACGCCAGCUAAUGUGGCUAGCCGGCUAACUUGGACUCUCGAGUGGCCACUGGUUUUUCCCGUCACUGACAUUCGGGGGGGGUUAAAUUACCAGGAGUGUGCUGUCUGGCACAAUAGUAACCACAUUCAGCAAGAAAAUACGUUAUCAUUGAUUUCUCCAAAACCCGUGUGGGUGGGAUAUCUUGAGGAGAGCAUCCUCGUUUACCUGCAUGACCAUGGCGGACGACGACGUGCUGUUCGAGGAUGUCUACGAGCUGUGCGAGGUGAUUGGCAAGGGUCCUUUCAGCGUGGUGAGGCGAUGCAUCAACAGGGAUACGGGCCAGCAGUUUGCUGUGAAGAUCGUCGAUGUGGCCAGCUUCACCUCCAGCCCCGGCCUCAGCACAGAAGAUCUGAAGCGGGAGGCCAGCAUCUGCCACAUGCUGAAACACCCCCACAUCGUGGAGCUGCUGGAGACCUAUAGCUCCGAUGGCAUGCUCUACAUGGUCUUUGAAUUCAUGGAUGGGGCGGAUCUGUGUUUUGAAAUUGUGAAGAGAGCCGAUGCUGGCUUUGUGUACAGCGAAGCAGUGGCCAGCCACUAUAUGAGGCAGAUUUUGGAGGCCCUUCGGUACUGCCACGACAACAAUGUGAUUCAUCGUGAUGUAAAGCCCCACUGUGUGCUGUUGGCCUCAAAGGAGAACUCUGCUCCAGUCAAGCUCGGAGGAUUUGGAGUGGCAAUACAGCUGGGAGAGUCUGGUUUAGUAGCUGGAGGUCGAGUCGGUACUCCCCACUUUAUGGCCCCGGAGGUAGUCAAGAGGGAGCCAUACGGCAAACCAGUGGAUGUGUGGGGAUGUGGAGUGAUCCUCUUCAUCCUCCUGUCUGGCUGCCUUCCUUUCUACGGCACCAAGGAGCGUUUGUUUGAGGCUAUCAUUAAGGGGAAAUACAAGAUGAACCCGCGCCAGUGGGCCCAUAUCUCAGAGAGCGCCAAGGAUCUGGUGAGACGCAUGCUGAUGCUGGACCCUGCUGAGAGAAUCACUGUCUACGAGGCCCUCAACCACCCUUGGCUGAAGGAGAGGGACAGGUAUGCCUACAAGAUCCACCUGCCUGAAACAGUGGAGCAGCUGAGGAAGUUCAACGCCAGGAGGAAGCUGAAGGGGGCAGUGCUUGCUGCUGUUUCCAGCCACAAGUUUAAUUCCUACUAUGGCGACCCCCCAGAGGAGCUACAUGACUUCUCAGAUGACCCCACCUCCUCAGGACUGCUAGCUGCUGAAACAGGGGCAGUAUCACAGGUUUUGGACAGUCUAGAGGAGAUUCAUGCAUUGACGGACUGCAGUGAGAAAGACAUGGACUUCCUGCACAGUGUCUUCCAGGAUCAGCACCUCCACACCCUGUUAGAUCUUUAUGACAAAAUAAACACCAGGUCGUCCCCUAAUAUCAGAAACCCUCCAAGUGAUGGAGUGCAGAGAGCCAAAGAGGUACUGGAAACUAUCUCGUGUUACCCAGAGAACAUGGAGGCCAAGGAGCUGAGGAGGAUCCUCACACAGCCACAUUUCAUGGCUCUGCUGCAGACCCAUGAUGUGGUGGCCCACGAGGUCUACAGCGACGAGGCACUGAGGGUGACCCCUCCACCCACUUCACCUUACCUGAACGGAGACUCCCCUGACAGCACCAACGGAGACAUGGACCUGGAGAACGUCACCAGGGUUCGCCUGGUUCAGUUUCAGAAGAACACUGAUGAGCCCAUGGGCAUUACUCUGAAAAUGAACGAACUCAACCACUGUAUCGUGGCCCGAAUCAUGCAUGGUGGAAUGAUUCAUCGACAAGGGACUCUGCAUGUAGGAGAUGAGAUCCGAGAGAUUAAUGGUAUCAGCGUUGCCAAUCAGACGGUAGAACAGCUCCAAAAGAUGCUGAGGGAGAUGAGGGGUAGCAUCACCUUCAAGAUUGUUCCCAGUUACAGGUCCCAGUCCAUGUCCUGUGAGAAAGAGUCACCAGAUUUGUCCCAGCAGUCACCUGCAAAUGGUCACGCUAGUGUCACUAGCUCCAUCCUGGAUCUGCCGUCGACGAUCCAGCCCAAAGGCCGUCUGAUCUCCAGACCUGCUAUCAAGGACAAAUUGUCCAUCAAGAUUUAUGUACGUGCUCAGUUUGAGUAUGACCCGGCGAAAGACGACCUCAUCCCAUGUAAGGAGGCAGGCAUUCGCUUCCGGGUGGGUGACAUCAUUCAGAUCAUCUCCAAGGACGACCACAACUGGUGGCAGGGAAAGCUGGAGAACACCAAGAAUGGCACCGCAGGCCUCAUCCCCUCACCUGAGCUGCAGGAGUGGCGUGUGGCGUGUAUAGCAAUGGAGAAGACCAAACAGGAACAGCAGGCCAGUUGUACCUGGUUUGGUAAGAAGAAGAAACAGUACAAAGACAAGUACCUGGCCAAGCACAAUGCAGUGUUUGACCAACUAGACCUGGUGACUUAUGAGGAAGUGGUCAAACUGCCAUCGUUCAAGAGGAAAACACUGGUUUUGCUUGGUGCACAUGGAGUUGGUAGGAGGCACAUCAAGAACACGCUCAUUACCAAACAUCCUGACCGCUUUGCCUACCCCAUCCCUCACACAACUCGGCCUCCUAAGAAAGACGAGGAGAACGGAAAGAACUACUACUUUGUGUCUCAUGACCAGAUGAUGCAGGACAUCAGCAACAACGACUACCUGGAGUACGGCAGCCAUGAGGAUGCCAUGUAUGGAACCAGGCUGGAGACUAUCAGGCAGAUCCAUGCACAGGGCAUGAUCUCCAUCCUGGAUGUUGAACCACAGAAUUCUCUUUCUGUCUCUAAUCAGGCACUAAAGAUCCUCAGGACAGCUGAGUUUGCUCCCUAUGUUGUCUUCAUCGCGGCUCCCAACAUCACCCCUGGCAUGACUGAGGAUGACUCUCUUCAGCGGCUUCAGAAGGAAUCAGAGAUGCUGCAGCGGACCUACGCUCACUACUUUGACCAGACCAUCAUCAACAACGAGAUUGAUGACACCAUCCGACUGCUGGAGGAGGCUGUAGACCUGGUGUCCACCACUGCUCAGUGGGUCCCCGUCUCCUGGGUCUACUGACAUACACUCAACGGCAAUUCGCUUAUCGCCCUGAACGAUCCAUCUCUGAUCCAACGCGGAUGCUAAACUUUGGUCAAAUCCCCUUGAAUCACGUCUCUCAUCGGAAUCAUACAUUUCUGUAGAUACACUGUUGUUGAAAAAGAGGGAAAUGAAGAAACUAAUGACUCACUACAGAGACCUCAUCCUGCCCCUACCCACUUUUUCUCAACAGCCUCAAAGGCAUAUUGUUGUGUACAUAUAUACAUAUAUAUAUAAACGAUAAAAAACUAAGUGAAUAUGGUUCUGUCCUUAUAUAGUGGAAGGGUGGGCAGUGGAGGGGCAGUGUGGUAGAUAUUUUGUACUUUUCUUUUGUAAUUGAUGGAUGGGUGGUAAUAUUGGAAAGGCAAUAGCGAGCAUGACCAUAAAGCAGUCUUAUGUGGGUGCCUGUGUGUGUGUUGACCUUUAAAGGCACUUCUUGUGGUACUCUGUGUCCUCCCCUCCAACAUCCCCCAAUCUCCUCGGCCCCUGUGACAAACAAGCCGAACUCUGAAGCACAUUAGAAGCUGCUAUAGUGGCAACAAGUAACUCCCUCAGCUCCAAAUGCAAGUUUGAGUGAAGCAAAAAGCACAGGAAACUUGGCAGUUUCUUUCUCCCUCACCCACCCCCAGCCCUUUAUUUAUUUCACUGGCCCUCUGUGCCUGUCAGUUUGUUGAAGGAGCACACUGCAUCCCUCUACGCUGUCUUUCUGUGUGUUGCUGUAGCCUCUUGUACCAUGCUUCCCUUCUCAACCUCUGAUGGUCUUUGUUUACAUCUCAGUUUGCACAAAAUGGACAAUGAAGAAGACGUGCUGCAUCUCGUCACCUCACAGUUUUCAUUUGGUCUUGCCUACUCUCUUCUGGCUGUGUUUACCCCUCUCCCUCUACCUGAAAUGCUAAUCAGUGGUCAGUGGACCUGGAAUAUCGUUUUAAGGGCAUGGCCAGCUAUGAAAAAGCAAAUACAUCCACCACUAAUCAUGGCUCCUGAGCUGGAAGACAAAAAAAGAGAAAGGAAAAAAAAACUGAACGGAAAGGAGAAAAUAAACUGCCUUAUCAGAGCCUCGGGGAAGAAGUUGGUAACACCUAUGCACACCCCUGGUUUCUGCCAGGCAGACCGCCACGACAACCAUUUUCUUCUUUCCUCGCACUCAAACAGUGAGCCACACUUGUUAAAAUGAAAAGUGUUCAUAAGGAAUGUCUGUGUGGAAGGGGAGGGCCUCAUGUAGGUGGGAUUAAUCCAAUCCUAGAGCCACCAUUUUGGAACUGUUAACUGUUGUCUUUAAAAAUAUAAGGAGUAUUCUUGUUUUGAGGGAGAGAAAAAUAACUCUAAAUUUUGUGUGUAAAUGUUUCAAUGGUGCGUACGUCAUACGAGUGAAUUACCAAGAGCCAGUGUAUAUUAAUCCUUAAAAGAAGCUCAGUAUGUGACAUAACCUCUUCAUGCUUUACCAGAAGUGGCACAGCGCCACCCCGCCUACAGUAACUCAGUAUACAGACAGUUGAAGGGUCUUUAAAAAAAAUUAAAUACAAUUUAAAAAAAGUCAAUAUUUCCAACUGUGUGGUGUGGUUGCUGCUGUUCCACUUCAAGUAAAGUGUUUUCAUUUCAAGUCCUGUGUAAAUUACCUCUGCAAAUGACAAAAGCAGCUCUUCUGUAUGAAAUGUUGUUCUUUUUUGUUAUUUCAUUUUUAAAAAAAAUAUAUUUCCUUUUACGUGUUUAAAGUAAA
Messenger RNA from Dicentrarchus labrax (European seabass), 5534 nucleotides. Its product is annotated as peripheral plasma membrane protein CASK. Gene Ontology annotation, molecular function: ATP binding; signaling receptor binding; protein kinase activity. Gene Ontology annotation, biological process: protein phosphorylation; regulation of neurotransmitter secretion. The record is from RefSeq and is a predicted model, not a curated record. The coding region runs from base 947 to 3799 and encodes 950 amino acids. Gene Ontology annotation, cellular component: basolateral plasma membrane; plasma membrane; cell-cell junction. NCBI's taxonomy places the organism in Eukaryota, Metazoa, Chordata, Actinopteri, Moronidae. The transcript is spliced from 28 exons.